AUGACUUCCUCCGUUGCUUCUCUUUCCUUCUUCUGCCUGCUUGUGCUUCUGCUUCCUGCUCCACAUGGCGCCUCCUCCCAUGCAAGCUACAAGCAAGGGUCCAGACAAAUUUUUUCCAGGACACCUGGCACUGGCAGGUCAUCUGGCAACUCCCAGCAGGCCUCCACGGUGUCUACUGCAACCACCUGCUCGUCCCUCGCAACUGGCCUAGGAAACAACAAGCUACCCGUUGUGCACCGGCAGAGCCCAUGCUCGCAGUUCCACGGGCUGCCGUCCCUGACGGCGGCAGAUGUCUUGCGUCGUGAUGCCUCCCUCAUCUGGCGCCGUUUCUCCUCACAGUCGUCUCUGGUGGCUGCGCUACCCCCAGCGCCGGCAGCGGCUGCGCUGGCCCCAUCGCCGGCAGCGACCGUGCUGGCCCCAUCGCCGGCGGCGACCAUAAUCCCUACCAAUGGCUCGUCGGACCCGAGGGGCGCGCUGGACUACAUCGUGCUCGUUAACUAUGGCACGCCGAAGCAGCAGUUCCCGGUGUUCCUCGACACCAGGAGCGUCGGCGUGUCCUUGCUCCGGUGCAAGCCCUGCGCCUCAGGUUCCAACGACUGUGAUCCGGCGUUCGACACGUCACAGUCCUCGACGUUCGCCAAUGUCCUCUGCGGCUCGCCGGACUGUCCUACCAACUGCUCCGGCGGCUCGUUCUGCCCGCUCGAUGGCAUAUACUCGGUCAUCAACGGCACGUUUGCGGAGGAUGUGCUCACGCUGGGGCCGUCCACGGCCAUCGACAACUUCAAAUUCGUCUGCCUAAACAGGAGUAAACCUGGUGGUCAGCCGGUGGCCGGGACCCUCGACCUCAGCCGCAACCGCAACUCACUGCCGUCGCAGCUGUCGUCGUCGGGGCAGGCCCCGUCCGCCACCUUCUCCUACUGCCUGCCGAAAUCCUCGAGCUCCCAGGGCUUCCUCUCCCUCGGCGUCAACGCCACUGUCAAAGACGACAACUUCACAGUGCACGCCCCGCUGGACCUCCCGAUUCCGGUGGGGACCUUCGGCAACAACGGCACCAACCUGGACGUGGGGACCACCUUCACCAUGCUGGCGCCGGACGCGUACACGGCGCUGAGUAACUCCUUCCAGAAGCAGAUGUCGCAGUACAACUUCUCGUCGCCGGGUAUCGACGGCUUCGACACGUGCUUCAACUUCACCGAUCUGAAUGACCUCGUCAUACCGAACGUUCAGUUCAAGUUCAGCAACGGCGACAUCCUGGUGAUCGACGCAGACCAGAUGCUGUACUACGACGACACCGACGCCGCUCCGUUCACCAUGGCCUGUCUCGCCUUCUCCUCCUUGGACGCCGGCGAUUCCUUCUCUGCCGUGAUUGGGUCGUAUACGCUGGCGACCACGGAGGUGGUCUACAACGUGGCCGGAGGAGAGGUUGGCUUCAUCCCAUGGAGCUGCUAA
Messenger RNA from Miscanthus lutarioriparius, 1449 nucleotides. NCBI's taxonomy places the organism in Eukaryota, Viridiplantae, Streptophyta, Magnoliopsida, Poales, Poaceae. The record is from the annotation of a GenBank genome assembly.